Molecule: messenger RNA, 1765 nt
Organism: Salvia splendens (bonfire salvia)
Lineage: Eukaryota; Viridiplantae; Streptophyta; Magnoliopsida; Lamiales; Lamiaceae
Product: ABSCISIC ACID-INSENSITIVE 5-like protein 6
Exons: 4
Coding region: 618-1421 (267 amino acids)
Biological process (GO): positive regulation of DNA-templated transcription
Cellular component (GO): nucleus
Molecular function (GO): DNA-binding transcription factor activity
Source: RefSeq, a predicted model, not a curated record
GGCAUCUCUUUACGCAAUAAUCAUCGUUUUUUUUUCUUCUCAUUUUCGCAUGAAAAAAAAAUACAAAACCGGAAAAAGCAAUCAACACAAAUCCAACACCUCAACCCGAUUACAUACUUGUUUCUACUAUCUAUAAAGAAAUUUCCAAUUGCAACACGUGGAUCCCUCCUACAAUACAAAAUGAAUCUCGUUUUCCGGUAACAGAUCAUCUGAUCCUUUUUAUUUGCAAUUACUAUUUUUAUCUGCUUCUCUAAUUUUUCGCUGGUUGUUGUUUUGUGUGUCCAAGCGAAAUUGCCUGUUUGUUGCAUACAAUCGUCUGUCCCUAGCUCCGUUCUGCUCUCUGCGAAUAGUUUCGUUUCUUCUCAACGUUUCGGUUCAUCUGUUGUGAAUUUGCUUGUAUGGAGUUUGUUGUGUUUUGAUUGGAUGUUUCUGACCUUAUUGGAUGGAUUUGCUUCAAUCAUGCUUUUUUUAAAUCCAUGGUCAGGUUUUAAGGUGUAAGGAGUUGUAUCUUUUUAGAGAUCGGGUUGGCUUCGGUAAAAUUCUAGAAGCAUAGUUGAGAUUAGGUUUUUGAGGGUUUCAAUUGGUAGUAGUUUUAGAAAAGUGGAGGUGAAGUUUGAAUGGGGAUUCAGACAAUGAAUUCUCAUGUGAGCAGUGGAGGGCAGCAAUCUCAUGUACAGCAUCAUCCACUGCAACGUUGCAACUCGUGGUUAGGCCUAACGCUAGAUGAAGUUGAGAGGCACUUGCUAGGUAAUUUGGCAAAGCCAUUAGGAAGCAUGAACCUUGAUGAGUUGCUCAAGAAAGUGUGGACCACUGACACUAGCCACUCCUCUGGGAUGGAGAGCAUCGAAACAUCCCCUGCAGUGUCACUGCAGCGCCAGGCGAGUUGGUCGCUUGCUAGGGCUUUCACAGGGAAGACGGUGAAUGAGGUGUGGAGGGAUAUCCAGCGAGGGUAUAAGAUGAGCAAUGUGGAUGGCUUCGGUAUCCAGGAACGAACCCCGACCCUUGGUGAGAUGACUUUGGAGGAUUUUUUGGUGAAAGCGGGGAUGUACGUGUCCAAUGCUUCCACCGUUUCUAUUGAACCCAUGAUGUCCUUGGAUAGCGCACUCAAGUCCCACAAAUUCUCAUCUCAAAUGAGGUCGUUGUCUCCUUCGCCUUCAAUUGAUGAUUUGUCAGAUACACCAUUGCCUGGCCGGAAGAGGAUGUCUGGGGAUCUUGAGAAGACCGUUGAGAGGAGGCUAAGGCGAAAAAUUAAGAACAGAGAGUCUGCUGCACGAUCACGUGCAAGGAAACAGGCAUACCACAACCAGUUGGUGACCAAGGUCUCACGACUUGAAGAGGAAAAUUCAAAGCUUAAGAAGGAAAAGAUUUCUCAUGGAACUAGCCGUGUUAGCUUAUUCUACCUUCAGAUUGUCUUGGUGUGAAAACACAAUAAUGGGGUUCGUUCGACAGCUAUACUGUCAACUGUGAUAUCCCGAAUUCGAACAGAUAACCACAUGUGAGCCCUGCACACUAAGGUUUCAGCUGCGAAGAACUUCUUCGUUCUAAUACUCUAUGGGAACGAAGUUUUUGAGUGGAGCCCAUACAAUAUAGGGUAGAAUUCGCCUGCAUUUCAUCCCUACUUUGUUACUCCAGUGUGUAAAAGUGUUACCCUUGUAGGAGGUGAAGACCUAGAUGCUUGUUAUUAGAAAGAAAUGAAGCAACACUUAAAUAGUUAAAUGUUUAGUUGAUUUAUAUUCUGCCAAUGAAAGUGGUUAAAAGUCAAAAA